AUGGCAUAUAAGGUUGAUCAAGAAUACGAUUACCUAUUCAAGAUUGUCUUGAUUGGUGAUUCGGGUGUUGGAAAAUCUAAUAUACUCUCCAGGUUCACCAGGAAUGAGUUCUGUUUGGAGUCUAAGUCCACCAUUGGUGUCGAAUUUGCAACAAGGACCCUUCAGGUAGAGGGAAAGACAGUGAAGGCACAAAUAUGGGAUACAGCAGGGCAAGAGAGGUACCGAGCCAUCACAAGUGCAUACUACAGAGGUGCCGUUGGGGCACUCUUAGUCUAUGACAUUACCAAGAGGCAAACCUUUGAAAAUGUUCAGAGGUGGCUCCGUGAACUGAGGGACCAUGCAGACUCAAACAUUGUAAUCAUGUUGGCUGGAAACAAGUCUGACCUGAAUCAUCUUAGAGCAGUACCAGAUCAAGAUGCUCAGCUCUUGGCCGAGAAGGAAGGGCUGUCAUUCCUUGAGACUUCAGCAUUAGAAGCUCUUAACGUUGAGAAGGCAUUCCAGACAAUUUUGCUGGACAUUUAUCAGAUAAUCAGCAGGAAGGCAUUGGCUGCUCAGGAGGCGGCUGCUAUUCCUGGUCAAGGUACCACCAUCAACGUUGGGGAUUAUUCAGGUAAUUUGAACAGGAGAGCUUGUUGUUCUAAUUAA
Molecule: messenger RNA, 645 nt
Organism: Ilex paraguariensis (yerba mate)
Lineage: Eukaryota; Viridiplantae; Streptophyta; Magnoliopsida; Aquifoliales; Aquifoliaceae
Source: the annotation of a GenBank genome assembly